CUGCCAUAUAUAAUUAUUAGUACUUAACAAUAAUAUCCUAUAUAACCACUUUUGAGAUUUUUUUUUCAGGAGACCAAGACACAAAGAACCCAGAUCAAUAAUUAUUUUGGAUUGGGUUUUUUCUUCUGCUCUUUCUGAUUACAAUUAGACUCCCUUCACAAACAAAAACCCAUAAUACAAAAUCGCGAUUUUCAUAAUUUUCCAUAGAAGAAUCAUUACUAAUUAUGAAGAUAACUGAAGGGGGUUUAGAGAUUUCAGAUGAAAUAUUGGGAACAAUUGCUCCAAUUGUUGUUUACUGGGUAUACUCAGGUAUAUAUGUAAUGCUUGGAGCAUUGGAGAAUUACAGGCUGCAUAGUAAGAAAGAUGAAGAUGAAAAAAAUCUGGUGUCCAAAAAGGAUGUAGUUAAAGGAGUCCUCCUUCAACAGGCGGUCCAGGCUAUCGUCGCCACCAUCCUCUUCGCUGUUACAGGAAAUGACAGCGAAGCUGCAAAGGCUCAACCAGCUUCUCUUCUUGUACUCCUUAGACAAAUUGUAGUUGCAAUGUUGAUUUUAGACACAUGGCAGUAUUUCAUGCACCGUUAUAUGCAUGCCAACAAAUUUCUGUACCGCCAUAUUCAUUCUCGACACCACAGGCUUGUUGUACCUUAUGCUUUUGGAGCAUUGUACAACCACCCGUUAGAGGGGCUGCUUCUUGACACUAUCGGUGGAGCUCUAUCCUUCCUCCUCUCCGGCAUGUCUCCUCGAGCUUCUAUCUUCUUUUUCUCCUUCGCUACCAUCAAGACCGUCGAUGACCACUGCGGACUGUGGCUACCUGGGAAUCUAUUCCACUUAAUCUUCCAAAACAACACUGCAUAUCAUGAUAUUCAUCAUCAACUCUAUGGGAACAAGUAUAAUUAUUCACAGCCUUUCUUUGUGACAUGGGAUAGAAUUCUUGGUACUUAUAUGCCGUAUUCGCUUGAGAAGAGAACUGGCGGAGGUUUUGAAGCGCGGCCUACUAAAGAUUGCAAGGAGAACUGAUUAAAAUGUUGUUCAUUAGCUGUAAUAAAAUGUGUAUAUUGAUCUCUAUCUUUACAUGUAUGAUAUAUUGUUGUAUAAUUGUUUUUGCAGAGAAGUGUUUUGAGACAAAAAUAAUAAGAUUGAAUUUUCAUGAGGCAUUUGGAAAGCA
Olea europaea var. sylvestris is the source of this 1164-nucleotide messenger RNA. RefSeq names its product sphinganine C4-monooxygenase 1-like. Gene Ontology annotation, molecular function: oxidoreductase activity; iron ion binding. The coding region runs from base 225 to 1016 and encodes 263 amino acids. Gene Ontology annotation, biological process: lipid biosynthetic process. The record is from RefSeq and is a predicted model, not a curated record. The transcript has 2 exons. NCBI's taxonomy places the organism in Eukaryota, Viridiplantae, Streptophyta, Magnoliopsida, Lamiales, Oleaceae.